Messenger RNA from Lasiodiplodia theobromae, 573 nucleotides. RefSeq lists its product as uncharacterized. The coding region runs from base 1 to 573 and encodes 190 amino acids. Lineage: Eukaryota; Fungi; Ascomycota; Dothideomycetes; Botryosphaeriales; Botryosphaeriaceae. The record is from RefSeq and is a predicted model, not a curated record. The transcript has 3 exons.
AUGGGCGCGGGAAACUCCAAACCCGACGGCACGGCCCAGCACGUCUUCAAUCCUGAGGCCCCCGUCCGCUUCUCGUCGGAAUUGAUCGACUCGCUUCAGAACAGCCCUCAGUCCGACACGACCCGCGCCAAGGCUCUGGAGCUGCAGGUGCAGACGCGCGUCGAGCGCGAGCUGUCGCAGCUGCGGGCCAAGGAGGAGCAGCGCCUGCGCGAGCUGCAGGACGCCAUCGCCUCGGCCGCCGACGCCUCGCCCGACGCCGCGUCUCACGAGCCCUCGCUGGCCGAGAAGCUGGCCGACAGCCUGAGCUCGGCCGACGCCGUGGCCGAGCGCCAGCGCCGCCGCGACAUCAGCCGCACCGCCGUCGAGCGCGAGAUCGAGGCCCUCCGCAAGAAGCUCGACGAGCGCAAGCGCCUCGAGCAGCCCGACAAGGGCGUCGAGGACGCAAAGCUCAAGGUCGUCGAGUGCCUGCGCGUCAACGACCGGAGGCCGCUGGAUUGCUGGAGGGAGGUCGAGGCGUUCAAGAAGGAGGUCGGCAGGCUGGAGAAGGAGUUUGUCGAGAGGACGGUGCGGUAA